AUGACUUCUGUUCUCCCCGCACCGAUCAUAGACGUCAACUCAUCCGCCCUGUCUUUCGCGCGAUCGAGCCCAACCAUGACCGAGGUCCAGGAACCGACGCCGCCCCAGAACUCCCAUCAGGAGGAUGAUCCCCAGCGAGGUCGUCGCCGGAGUCGUUCUGCCGACAAGGAUAUCGAUGGCAAUGAUAGUGACCAGGCUGGCGAUGGUGACACGAAGAAUGGAAACUCGUCAAACUCGGAUGGGCCCGUGAGGAAGCGGAGGAGAAGUCGCAAGGGCUUGGAUAAGAAAUUCGAAUGCCCAACUGAAGGAUGCGGCAAGAGUUAUUCGAGGGCCGAGCACCUCUAUCGACAUCAAUUGAACCAUUCCCCGAAACAGAUAUACAGAUGCGACUUUCAGGAUUGCAAGCGCCAGUUCGUCCGACUCGACUUGUGCAACCGUCAUAAGGACCGCCAUACUGCAAAGGGGUCUGCGCUGAAUCGAAAAGAUUCCUUGAUCAGCCAGACCUCUCCCGUCGACAACGUAAGAGCUCCGUACCCUACGCCCAGUGCCGUUUCUCCCGAUUCCGAUAGGCUUGGACCAAGCCCUUAUACUCAAGGACGCGGAGCUCACUAUGAAUAUCAGUCACCAAAAGAUUCCAUCGGCACACCUUAUACCCCGAUAGCAAAUACGCCGCCUGCCGCUUUUUCUCACGGCGGUCCUCCAAAUGGUGUCGAUGGUUACAUUCACCAAGAUUCACCUUAUGCCGCUUCCCAUACUGCGCGGCUUCCUCACCACUCCCCUUCUGGUCCUCCGCGGCCUUCAGUUCAUCCUAAUGUAGGCGCUCCUUAUGGCGUUUUAUCGCCGGUCUCGACACAGCAUGGAAAUUACCAUGGUCAACUUACAAGUAACCCCCAAUCUGCUUCGACGAUACCGUACGUCACUCAGCAAAACCUGACACCCUUCACUUUACCACCUUCAGAUUUCCCCACGUCCGCUAGCAUACCGAGGGAACCCGGACAAGCUUACGCACCGCAAAACCCUAACGAUUACAAUGAUCAUUCUCACUCCCAGUCGAAUGGUGAGAUGGUCUUAUUGGAUCAGAUGGCAACGCAAACCACACUCCCUGUUUUCGGCAGCGAUGGCGUUUUAAAUAAAUCGCCAUAUGUUGCCAUCCCGGAAGACUUCUUCGCCUACCUAUUUAAUACUAACGAUCCUAGCGGUUCACCCCAAGUGGGCCACGUGAUGCCACAAAAUCAAUAUGCAAAUUAUGCGGAGCAACAAUACGGUAGCAUGUCGUAUUAUGGGACUGAUAGUGCGUCCCUCGGUUACUUCCCGCCAUCUAACCAACAGGUCAUGGCGGUGACAAAUCUGCUUGACCCGAAUCUCCCAGAGUCUCUUUUAUCUGAAGAGAAGAGCCAGGAGAUUUUCGACUUUAUUAAGGAAAGGUUUCAUGAGAACGACCACGCGCCAGUCGAGCGCCAGCGUGAGAGUAUUCUGGAUGGCGACAGAAGUGAUGAGAACCACAUGUUGAGCCGGAAGAUGAUGCAGCAAUAUAUAGGCUCUUAUUGGGUUCACUUCAGCGAUCAAAUACCUAUCCUUCACAAACCGACGUUCUCGCCAGACAAGACGCCGAAUUUGUUGCUAAUAGCCGUGAUGGCGAUAGGUGCCGCUUGUUUGGAUAGAACGCAUGGGCCGAAAGUCAUUAGAGCUGGAUCCCAGCUAUCUAACUUCCUGGCGUGGCAUCUGAGGUGGGAAAUAUUUAUGGACGUUAAUUGUCGGCCGCCAGCAAAAAUUUGGGCCUUCCAGACGUUACUCCUGCUGGAACUCUACGAGAAAAUGUACUCGACUAGAGAACUGCACGAACGAGCCCAUAUCCACCAUGCGACUACGAUUACGCUCAUGCGAAGAGGAAGGUCACUAAUAGGGAAGUCUGCUCUUGAUUCACCACCAAAUCCACGAGACGAGAAAGCGAAUAGUUCCCGGCAUUCCUCUACAUCGGGGCUUGCGCAUACGCCGGACGAAUGGUGGAAUCAUUGGAUCACAAACGAGACGACGCGACGUGCUGCGUUUGCGGCGUUUCUUAUCGAUUCGAUUCAUGCUACGAUGUUUGGUCAUUCAACAGUGAUGGUAGCGCACGAAAUGCGCUUACCCCUCCCUUGCGAUGAUUCAUUAUGGAAGGCUACGAGCGGAGCUGAGGUUGGUAGGAUAGAGGCGAAUCUUAUGUCUAAUGGCAUCAAGCCCAUCUCGUUCCUCGAAGGGCUCAAACGAACCCUCGCUGGGCAGGAAGUCCAGACGAAUCCUUUCGGCCGGCAGAUUCUUAUGGCGGGCUUGCUAAGCGUCAGCUGGCAUAUGAACCAACGAGAUCUCCAAGUGAGCUCGCUCGGUGGCGGCGUACAACAAGCUCUUGGCGGCCGGGACAAAUGGCGGUCAACACUCACGAAAGCGUUUGACUCGUGGAAGACGGACUUCGAUAAGUCGUUGCAACGUGCCGAUACGAUGGUCGAUCCGUAUAGCUACGACAAGCGGAGCGAGGCCAACGUGGUGUUCGAAAGUCGAACAGUACUACACCAUUUAGCGCACAUGGCCAUGCACGUGGAUAUCGUUGACUGCCAGAUUUUCGCCCGAGCAAAACGCCUCCUUGGCAGAGCCAUUGGAUCGCAGGAUCUGAGCAGCGCGCAACGUAGGAUGAAAGAUCUCUGGGCACCCUCAGCGAAAGCUCGCGAUGCCACGUUUUAUGCUGCCAAAUUUUUAUGUUCGGUAUUGCUCCAUGAAAGUAUGACUCCAUCUCCGGAUGAAUAUAACCGCCAGACAGGAGUUAUUACCUAUCUAGCCAGAGAUGAUGUCUUAUUAAAUCGACCUUGGGUGCUUUACUUUGCGGCCUUGGUUGUGUGGUGCUAUGGCUUCGCGUUAGAGGGACCUUGUCCUGGAACACCGAUCCCAAGCAAUCCACACGACAAAAUGAGCCAGAUGCGCGAGUACCUGUUAAGAGUUGGCUCGGUCUCAUCCCCGGAAGAUCUGAAAGGUAUGAGGGGCGUUAACAAUAAUAGUGCUCUGCUCGUGGUCCUUAAAGACUCGUUCGAAUCGACACGGUGGGAACUACUACACGAAGGAGCGACAUUACUGAGGAAUUGUAUCCAGCUCAACAGCGGCGGAAGCGUGGUAUAG
This is a messenger RNA of Annulohypoxylon truncatum, 3144 nucleotides long. RefSeq names its product fungal-specific transcription factor domain-containing protein. Bases 1 to 3144 code for a protein of 1047 amino acids. The record is from RefSeq and is a predicted model, not a curated record. Gene Ontology annotation, cellular component: chromatin. Gene Ontology annotation, molecular function: zinc ion binding; RNA polymerase II cis-regulatory region sequence-specific DNA binding; DNA-binding transcription factor activity, RNA polymerase II-specific. Gene Ontology annotation, biological process: regulation of transcription by RNA polymerase II; DNA-templated transcription. The transcript is spliced from 3 exons. NCBI's taxonomy places the organism in Eukaryota, Fungi, Ascomycota, Sordariomycetes, Xylariales, Hypoxylaceae.